AUGGCGGCGACGGAGGGGAGGGAGUGGGCGGUGGAGAUCCAGACGGAGGCGGCGGCGGGGGGGAGCGACUGGGCAGCGGAUAUCCAGAGGGAGGCGGAUAAGGUGAGCUCGACGGCUGAGUCGGAGCUGUGGGAGAAGCACUCCAUCUACCGGGUGCCGGGCUGCAUCAAGCAGCUCAACCCCCAGGCCUACACGCCGCAGGUGGUCUCCUUCGGCCCGUACCACCAUGGCUCCGAGCCCCUCACCGCCAUGGAACCCCACAAGCUCCGCUCCGUUGAGCGCAUUCUCCGCCGCUCCAAAAAGCACUUCCACCUCUUCGUCGCGGCUGUUAGAGAGGUGCAACAGUGCCUGAUGGACGCCUACGAGCGCCUCGACAAAUUCUGGAUCGAAAACCCGGAUGCCUUCCUUAAGAUGAUGAUUAUCGACGGCUGCUUCAUGCUUGAGGUCCUCCGCAUGGCCACCGGGUCCCCCACCAGAGCUUUCGCCGCGGAGCAAGCUGUCGCCGCGGAGCAAGCUGUCGCCGCGGAGCACUUGUCCAAAGACCCCAUAUUCAGCCCCCACGGGAUGCUCUACACCGUCCCCUACAUCAAGCGCGACAUGCUCAUGCUCGAGAACCAGCUCCCCCUCCUCGUCCUCCACAUCCUCGUCUCCGUCCAGGGAGGCAAGGUCCCCAAGGUACGCCGCCACCAUCGCCCUCCUCAUGGUCGUCGUCGUCCUCAUCCUCCUGAUGGGGUCUCCUCGGUAGGAGCAGAUCAACAAUCUGGUGCACAAGUUCUUCGCCCAGAAGGAGAACCUGUCCAUGAAGGAGCUCGGGCUCCACCCGCUGGACGUCUGCCGGAUGGGCCUGCUGAAGAAUCCGGAGGAGAAGUCGGGCGGUGGCAAGGCGGCGGGCGGUGGCCAAAAGCGGGCGGGCGACGGUGACAAGAAGGCGGACGGCGUGGUGGAGAUGGUCUGGUCAGCGACGAAGCUUAACGACGCCGGCGUGCGGUUCCGCGGGAGCGGGUGCAGGAGCCUGCGGAACAUUCAGUUCCGGGGGGGGUUUCUCCGGGGCGGCGUGCUCAUCCUGCCGGAGGUGGUGGUGGACGACCUGAUGGAGCCCAUGUUCCGUAACCUCAUGGCCAUGGAGCGCCUCCACGUCGGCGCCGGCAACGAGGUCACCUCCUACGUCUUUUUCAUGGACAGGAUCAUCGACUCCGCCAGGGACGUCGAGCUGCUGCAAAACUGCCGGAUCAUCCAGAACGCCAUCGGCAGCGACAAGGCGGUCGCGCAGCUGUUCAACAGCCUCUCCAAGGACGUGUCUCUCGAUCCCAACGGAGGCCUCAACGAGGUGCACAAUCAGGUCAGCACCUACUGCCAGAGGAGAUGGAACGUCUGGCGGGCCAACCUGAUGCAGACCUACUUCCGCAGCCCCUGGGCCUUCCUCUCCCUCGCCGCCGCCGUCUUCCUCCUCGUCCUCACCGUCGCACAGACCAUCUUCACCAUCCUCCAGUGGCAUCAGGGCCUCGCCACCGACGCUCAGUCCCCCUCUGCCGCCUCGGUCGCCCCCUCCUCCAACUGA
Molecule: messenger RNA, 1558 nt
Organism: Spirodela intermedia
Lineage: Eukaryota; Viridiplantae; Streptophyta; Magnoliopsida; Alismatales; Araceae
Source: the annotation of a GenBank genome assembly